Molecule: messenger RNA, 5599 nt
Organism: Octopus bimaculoides (California two-spot octopus)
Lineage: Eukaryota; Metazoa; Mollusca; Cephalopoda; Octopoda; Octopodidae
Biological process (GO): regulation of transcription by RNA polymerase II
Cellular component (GO): nucleus
Molecular function (GO): RNA polymerase II cis-regulatory region sequence-specific DNA binding; DNA-binding transcription activator activity, RNA polymerase II-specific
Source: RefSeq, a predicted model, not a curated record
GGACAAGAGGAUAACUUUGUAUAUUAAAUCAUAAUGAUAGUGGUGGAAUUUGAUGGUCAUCAAACUUUCUCUUUGUGGUUUAUGCUUGUCUAGCAGUAGAUUUUUUGAUCCACCACUGAAUUUCAUCUGCCAACACACCUUUGGACUAACGAAAUUGGUCUAUUGAUCCCUGUUCUUCCUUGGUGCAUACUGCCAGAGGAGCACCUAUCUUUACUGUGUCACAUAAAACUGGGGUAAUAAAGGUCUAUACAACCAUAAAAGUAUCAUCAUUUUUAAACAAAAAUUUGGUGAAAGUACAGCUAAUUUCUAACUUCCCUUAGUAUCUCUCUAACACAUAUCGAUCUAUUUAUCUAUCUGUCUACCUAUCUAGCUAGCUAGGUAUGUAUUUGUCUGCUUCAGAUGAUAAGCGACAAGUUGGGCGAAUCAUUAGAGCGUUGGAAAAAAUGUGCUACAGCAUAUAUUCCAGGUCUUUACAGUCUGCAUUCAAAUCUUGUGAUGGUCAACUUUGGCUUUUAUUUCACCCCACCAUGGAAUCUUUCAACUAAAGUACCUGUCCUUCAGAUUUACUGGCGUGUUCCUGAAUUAGAAACGAUAAAUAAAUAAUCAAAACAUAGCAGCUGACAUGCUUGUAAUGGCAGUUAAAUCUUACAGAAAUAAGUCUUCUGCAACCGAAUAUGAAAAUACCUGAAAUAAUAUCACCAGAUACACUGAAUGCGUUGAGACAAGUAAACUGUCGUUUCUACUCCUGGCACAAGGCUUGAAAUUUGGUGGUGGGGCGGGGGGAAUCGGUUACUUUGACCCUGUGCUCACCUCUGAGGAAGUGGUGUUGUACAGAGGAAAGUGUGUGCAAACUGCAACUCUUAAAAGUUUUAGUGGCAAUGAAAACGCUUUGAGCAUCCUUCUAAGAAACACUUUGUUGCUGUACUUAUGGGGUAAGUAUUUGGGUAUCUGCAAGUGAGAGUACCGAGCUUGUGUUUCACAGUUCGGAAAGGUAUCGGAUGUGCACAGAGUUAGGAAAGAUAGCCGAGCUGACAGACAAAGAAACGAGUUGCUGGAAGUAUGGGUGUGUGAAGUUUUAAUCUUUUUCUUUAUUUGAUUUCUUUUUUCAUUUGUAAAAUAUCCGUUUUUAAAAGAAAGUAAAAAAUCUGAAAAUUGGCUAUAAUAAUGUAAGCCUUCCAGUCUCGUUGCCUUGAAGGUAUGAUGUGGAGGAAAAAUUGGAGAAAACAUGGGUUUAAAAAACAAAUAAAUAAUUAAACCAUUUUUAGCCAAUAGCGUUGCAUAAUUUUCUACCUUUAGCCGAGCGGUGUCAACUUUAAUGGUGUACCCUGUAAAAUUUAUAGUUUAGCGUCUCAGCUGUUCAUUGUAGUUUUCUAAAUAAACAGAAAUAGUUAAUUUCAUUGUUGGUUUCUAAAUAAACAGAAAUAUUUACUUUUUGUCUCUUCUUUGUAAUGUGGUGUUAUGAGCUGUGUGUUGGUGGUGGAGAGAGAUGAGGCAAACGGAAGUGAAGCCAGACCGGAAAGGUCGGACACACGCGGUCGAAGGCCAGCACGUCGGGCAGUCAGAAGACAGACAGCUUAUGAGGAAGACGUGUUUUGAUCUAGAGCGAUUGUUUACUCCGCCGCGGUUUACGAGCUAAGGUCCAACGUUUCAUUCUGUCCUUUUGCUUCUUGUUGUCUUUUUCGUCCAUCACGCCACAUGUAUCAUUUUGUAAAUUUAGUAUCUUAAUAUAUUUGUCUGUAUGCGAUCACAUUAUGCGUAUUUCAGUAUAAUAUAAACCUGUCAUAUAUUUGUGUACAUCAUUAAUACAGACACCACCGAAUGACCAACACAGACACAAAACAUACCCGGUUCUACCUGAUUACAUCGACACAGUAUUUCCCAGCUCGAAGCAAAUUGGUAAUAUCGUGUAACGAAUUUUCUAGUGUAUACAACACGUAAAUGCAAGUGUCGGUUAAAUGAUUUAUUUCAACCACAAUCCGAUGCUUUCCCAUUGAUGUCGUCCACAUGCCUAUUUCACCUCCGACCUCAACAACAUCUUAGGCGACGCAUCUCGCUACACUACUUUCGUAUCCAUCGCCAGUUCUCAAAAUCGACCUCGGCGGAAUUUGAACUAACAACGUAAACACCAACGGAAUGGUGCUAAGCAUUUUGCCCGGCUUCGUAAUGAUUCUGCCAGCUUGCCGCUUUCCCGAUGCGGGAUCGAACCCUAGUCACAGAGUGCAGAAAGUGAAAGAAAAUAUUCAAUAUAAACAAAACAUGAUUGGGUAGCGCCACCUACUGGAUCAUUCGGGAAAUAACUUUUUAAAGGGAAACAACCUCUUCAGACUAUUCUUUCCAACGGGCACCUGCUGCGCUGUUUACGUUUUGAAAUGAAUAGCAGACAACUAUGACAUGAAAGAAUUGCUUACAUCAGAUUCAUCAUCAACAUCUGUUACCUCUUAAAGACUAAAGAAAAAUGUUACAUGCAACAAAUAUAUAACUCAAUGGUAAACUACAAUGAAAUAUUUCUUCUGAAUGGAGAUUAAUGGCAGCAUUUCUCUCCUGUACAGUCUGUAACAUGUACAAGAUGGAUGAAGUUUCAAAUAUGUUUGGGGCAUCUUCAGAUAUUGAUGAAAAUCAGAAUUGAUGGGAAAACAUUUGAAAUAAAUGAACGGUAAAAAGUGAAACAACAAAAUAAACAUUGUUCUGAGAGAAGAAAACUAUUGAAACAAUGGCUAAUGUUACAGACUUAAAGGAUUGAUACAUUAUUUUGUUGAAGAGAUGCAAAAACAGACUGAAAAAUACUCAUACCAUUGUGGUAUCUGUCAAAAAUCAUUUUCUCUGGAAAGUAACCUCAUGAAUCACAAAUGAAUUGAUAGAAGUGAGAAACCAUAUCCCUGUGUUAUUUGUGGUAAAUCAUUCUCUAAAAAUAGUCACUUAGCUGAAAACAGAUGCAUUCAUACAGAAUAGCAGAAACUGUGACAUGAAAGAAUUGCUUACAUCAGAUUCAUCAUCAACAUCUGUUAUCUCUUAAAGACUAAACAAAAGUGUUACAUGCAACAAAUGUAUAACUCUAUGGCAAACUACAGGGAAAUAUUUCUUCUGAAUGGAGAUUAAUGGCAGCAUUUCACUACUGUAGUCUGCAUUAUGUACAAUAUGUAUUCUCAUAAAUAAAUUUGGAUGAAGUUUGAAAUGUGUUUGUGGCAUCUUCAGAUAUUGAUGAAAAUCAGUAUUGAUGGGAAAAAUAGCUGUGAAACAUUUGAAAGAAAUAAUUGAUAAAAAAUGAAAUCUGAAAAAAAAUAUAUAUUGUCCUGAGAGAAGAAAAUUAUUGAAACAAUGGCUAAUGUUACAGACUUAAAGAAUUGAUUUAUUAUUCUGUUGAAGAGUUGCAAAAAGAGACGGAAAAAUCCUCAUACCAUUGUGGUAUCUGUCAAAAAUCAUUUUCUCUGGAAAGUAACCUCAUGAAUCACAAAUGAAUUGAUAGAAGUGAGAAACCAUAUCCCUGUGUUAUUUGUGGUAAAUCAUUUUGUCAAUCUGGUGUCUUAAAUCAACACAAACAUACUCAUACAAGAGAAAAAACCAUAUCAGUGUAAUGUCUGUGGUGAAUCAUUCUCUAGAAAGAAUGGUUUCUCUACACAGGCGUUUUCAUACAGGAGAAAAACCAUAUCACUGUGACAUCUGUGGUAAAUCAUUCUCUGGAUCUGGUCCCUUGACUACACAUAAACGUACUCAUACAGGAGAGAAGCCAUAUCACUGUGACAUCUGUGGUAAAUCAUUCUCUGAAUCUGGUCACUUGACUAGACAUAAACAUACUCAUACAGGAGAGAAGCCUUAUCACUGUGGUCUCUCUGGUGAAUCAGUCUCUAGAAAGGAUGGUAUCUCUACACACAAACAUGUUCAUGCAAGUGAGAAGCCAUAUCACUGUGAUAUCUGUGGUAAAUUAUUCACUACUACUCGCCACUUAACCAGACAUAUUCGCAUUCAUACAGGUGAAAAGCCAUAUCAUUGUGAUAUCUGUGGUGCAUCAUUCUCUAGAAUUGAAUACUUGACUAAGCACAAACGUACUCAUACAGGAGAAAAACCAUAUCACUGUGACACCUGUGGUAAAGCAUUCUCUGAAUCUGCUCACUUGACUAGACAUAAACGUACUCAUACAGGAGAAAAACCAUAUCACUGUGAUAUCUGUGGUAAAUCAUUUCCUGAAUCUGGUCACUUGACUAAACAUAAACGUACUCAUACAGGAGAAAAAGCAUAUCAGUGCAAUAUCUGUGGUAAUUCAUUCUCUACAAAUAAUGGUCUCACUAUACAUAAACGCAUUCAUACUGGUGAGAGGCCGUAUCACUGUGACGUCUGUGGUAAAUCAUUCUCUGAAUCUGGUCACUUGACUACACAUAAAAGUACUCAUACAGGAGAGAAGCCAUUCCACUGUGAUAUCUGUGGUAAAUCAUUUUUUCAAACUGGUCAUUUAAUUCAACACAAACGUACUCAUACAGGAGAAAAACCAUAUCACUGUGAUAUCUGUGAUAAAUCAUUUUCUUUAAAUACUUAUUUGACUAACCAUAAACGCAUUCAUACUGAUGAGAAGCCAUAUCACUGUGAUAUCUGUGGUAAAUCAUUUUCUCAAACUGGUCAUUUAAGUCAACACAAACGUACUCAUACAGGAGAAAAACCAUAUCACUGUGAUAUCUGUGAUAAAUCAUUUUCUCAAAGUGCUCAUUUGACUAAACAUAAACGUAUUCAUACUGGUGAGAAACCAUAUCCCUGUGAUGUUUGUGGUAAAUCAUUCCCUGAAUCUCGUCACUUGACUACACAUAAAUGUACUCAUACAGGAGAAAGACCAUAUCAGUGCAAAACCUGAGGUGAAUCAUUCUCUGUGAGUACUUACUUGAAUGAGCAUAAACACAUUCAUACAGAGAAGCUAUAUUAGUAUGAUAUCUGUGGUAAAUCAUUCUUUCAUUUAAAUUCCUUAGAUAGUCACAAACGUUUUCAUAGAAGACAACAAUACAUCUGUGAUAUCUGUGGUAAAUCAUUCACUUCAAGGUUUAAUUUAACUACUCAUAUAUGCAAGAGAAAAAAUAUAUCACUGAGUUUUAUGGUAUAUCAUCUUUUCAAACAAACAUUUUUCGUACUCACAAAUGUAUUCAGACAGGAGAAAAGUCACAGCAUUUGCAUAUCUGUGGGAAUUUAUUCUCUAACAAAAGUGAGUUAGCUCUCCAUUUAGCUAUUCACUUGGAAGUGUAACUGUAUUAUUGUCCAAGUUCAUUACCUCACACAACAAUAAACCUCUCAAGACCGUUUUUUAUUUGCUGAAGCGAUACCCUCAACUUUACCUAAUAAGCAAUCUCAUUUUGUUUCCCCAUUUUGAAAUGAUCUUUUAAAGCUAAAUGCUUUUCCUUAUGCCAGCCGUUUAAUCACCUUUUACAUUACAUAGGCAUGCCAUACAUGUGCUGUAAAACCAAGAUACACUUUUUGUCAAUGUUCAUUCUAUGAUAACUUUAAAAUCAUCAAUGUAUUCACAAAGGAAAGAAAAUAUAAUGCUAUUUUACAUAUAACUACAACUAUUUCAACAUAAGUGUGUCACUUACUACUGUAAUAUUUCUAAUAAAAAUCAUUUAUUCAC